Cladocopium goreaui is the source of this 657-nucleotide messenger RNA. NCBI's taxonomy places the organism in Eukaryota, Dinophyceae, Suessiales, Symbiodiniaceae. The record is from the annotation of a GenBank genome assembly.
AUGGUUGGCAGCUGGGCUGCCUCCUACGCUGCCCACAUUCUUGCGGCAACGCUGGUUGAGGAGAUUUUGGGCUACAACACGACCACAACCAUUGGCGCCGACGUGGCCAGCGGAAGCGUCGCCGGGUAUUAUGGUAUCGCGGGGUGCCGCACAUUCAACGACAUUGCGGAUCGUGGCUGCAUGAAAGGCGUGACCUACUACCAUGUCGGUUUGGAAACGUGGAUGGGAUACCCAACUGAUUGGGAUUACAUCCAGAACACCUACACCUCCAUGGUGCCAAAGAAUUUGGGCAGUAUGGGGUAUGCGGGUGUUAGCGGACAUUGGAUCCCCAACGAAGUCCAGAGUCACGCCUACUCAACGCAAGGCAAAGCGCUCGAAUUUUACCGUUCAUGGAAUGCGUCUUGGAAUCAGCCUUCCAACUUCUUCAGUUCGGUGCUAUCGAUCGACCGCUCCAAGAUGGCCCUGUGCAACGCGUCUGGCGGAGUCCUGGCAAAUGAUGCUAUAAUGCGUCGUCAUGUCCGCUGGACCGGUGACAUUGAUGGGGUUGUCAUCAACAAUGACACUGACACUCAGCUAUGCCAGCAGACCCCCACGGGGACGAAUUGGAAGUAUCGGGGGAAUUUGAGGGAAGCCUUCAGCAAGGGGGCGUUUGGUUGA